CAAGCUUUGGCUUUCAGUUGAAGCUACGACGGCAAUGGCGGCGAUUUCCUCUGUAAUGAGCUUCUUCUCACUCUCUCAGACAUAGGGUUUGGUUUUUUUCUCAUCAACCAAACAGAGGGAACCAGUAAUUCUUCGGCUGUUUCAUCUUAAACACCAUAAAACCCGUCUGCUUUCAUCGAUAGCUGGAUUUUCUUGAUAUCUAAGAAGACACCACGCUGAUACCAUGAGAUGAAAAUGAGAAGAAAGUGUAGGGUUUGGUGGCCAAAGCAGCUCUCUUUGUGUAGACCAUCAUCCUCCACUGCCCUUUUUGGGUGGUUCGUUUCCUGCUCUUCGGCUUCUCUGGAUGUCGUUGUAGCCCACGCUGCUGAUGAGGUUUUACUGUCUAAAAACGAAUCUGGUCUUCAGGGGAUCCUCCAUUGUACGAAUGAAAACAUGCCUGUAUUUCUUCAAGAAACAUCAGCUUUCACUACUCUGGGUCACUGUGCAGCAGAUUUUAGUUGUAACGGCCAAUUGUCAAGCAUUGAAAUGGACAAAGAUGAUCAAAGAAAGUCGAACAUUCAUGGCCAUAUCAAUUUGCAGAAUUAUCAAGACGGAUUUGGAGAAAAUUAUGGACAAUGGAGCUGCGGAUGUCAGAAACUUGGCGAGUUAUUAGAACAAUGUAGGCAAGCUUCUAUUGGAAAUAGUAACUGGAUGCAGUUCAUAUAUGAUUCUCAUGAAUAUUUUGGUAGUGAAAUUCAUUGGAUUCCUAGAUUGCAUCACAUACAUUGGAACGGGCAAAUAGUUUUUGAUUGUGAUGUUCACGUAGUAGUGUAUGAGACUCCUAGAUUUGGUGUCCACCAUUUCUUGUUGUGUUUUGGAAGUUCUUCUGAGCAAGUAAAAAAUCUUCUGAUGAAACCCAAGUGGGUUAAUGAACUUCACCAAAAGCAGUCGCUCCUUGACCUGGAUGCUGUGAUCUUGGCAAUCAACAGUUCUAAUGCUGCUAAAAUAUUCUUUGAUAGAAAUGUGCGGCCCAAAAGAUCUUCUGUUCAGUUCCCCAUUGUCUGCAUGUUCUCUGCCUUAAUAUGGAACCUACUUGCCAUCUCCGUGGCUUCAUUUUCCACUUUAUUCUAUAUCAUUCUUCAGCUUCUCAGUCGUUUUGCAAGUUAUGGUUCGGAAUCAUGGAUAUGCAUCAUAUUAGCAAAGGCAUUCUGUAAUACGUGGAAAAAUAUCCGAAUCCGCUGUUGUCAGAUCUUGUAUUGGCCAAUUUUCCUUAGAGGGGAUUAUCACAGGUCCCUGUCAUGCGUGGAAUAUGCGGAGAAAGCUGCAUUACAUAGGCAUGCCAUGUGGUCAUGUAUCGUGGUUGAUCUUUUUUUGGGGAGCUUGAUUGGGUUGGCAUUGUUAUUUCAUGCAGAAUCUGCUUGCUUAUGUGUCUUGAAAUUUGCACACGAUAUUACGAACAAUUUAUUGCGUUCAGGCUGUGUGUGGUUGAUGGGAGUACCGGCUGGAUUUAAGUUAAACACAGAGCUGGCAGGAAUUCUUGGCAUGAUUUCUUUUAAUGCAAUCCAAAUCUGGUCUACCCUCUGGUUCCAUAUGGGUUUCCUCUUCAUUUAUUUCAUUAAAGGGCUUGCCAUAUCUGGGAUUAUUUUAGGGGUGACCAUACCUGCUGCUCUGAUGAUAGACAUGAUUGCACUGGCAACACUACAUGUGUCAAGUGUAAAUUGGUUCCUCUCACUCUUGUAUUCACUGCAGAUACAAGCCUUAGCAGCUCUAUGGCGCCUUUUCGGGGGUCGAAAGUGGAAUCCUCUUCGUCGAAGGCUCGAUAGCUAUGACUACACUGUAGAGCAACACAUAGUUGGAUCACUUCUAUUUACACCACUAUUACUUCUACUACCAACAACUUCUGUUUUCUAUAUUUUUUUCACCAUUCUGAAUACAACCAUCUGCCUUCUUUGUAUACUGGUUGAGAUCACUAUAUCUAUAAUACAUGCUACACCUUAUAGCAAAAUUUUCCUUUGGUUGAUGAGCCCGAGAAGAUUUCCCUCUGGGACAUGGCUUGAAAUUAUCUCUUCUCAGAGUAAUGCCAUUGAUUCUCCAGAGAUUGGGUGCCUUAAUGAAAUUGGUUCACCAUCUACGGGUACACAGCAAAGAAAGGAUUCAAGUGAAAGGAGAUCCAGUGUUUUGGUUUCAUUUCUUCGCAGCAACCUUUUGAACAUAGGACAAAUACUGUUACCUCACUAUAAAAACAUGUUUUCUGGUGUUCGUGGGUCAUUUAUCACGUCAUCAGCUCGUGGUUUGCUCACUGGGAGAAGAAUGCCAUCGACUUUGGGGACUGGUCUUCCUGCACCAAUGCCAUGGAUGUCCAUCCCCUACAAAGAGUAUUGGCGCCUUUGUCAUGAUUCAGUUAUUUCAGGCAUGCAGAACCCUGAACAUCAUCUGAUUCAGUGAUCGGUCUCCAUUUAUCUGAUCUAACUUCAUCCUCCACUCCCUGAGGUGUUCCUGCCCCAAUUUUCAUUCUUUUCAUUGAUUACAUUAACUAAUAUUACGGGUGUCUCCAUUGCAAUUUUAGGGUAAAUGAUAGACAUUUUUGUUGAAUUUUGGAAGCUAGUUGUUGUAGACCAUGUUUCUGUGCAUUUGUUACAAAAUGUUCCCCAGAAACUGGUUAGAAUCUAGAAGCUUGUUAGAGAUAAACAAAGUGUUAUUCAAUUGCUUCAAGUAUAAUCACCUUGAAAUGAA
This is a messenger RNA of Vitis riparia (riverbank grape), 2712 nucleotides long. RefSeq lists its product as uncharacterized. Gene Ontology annotation, cellular component: membrane. Gene Ontology annotation, biological process: GPI anchor biosynthetic process. Lineage: Eukaryota; Viridiplantae; Streptophyta; Magnoliopsida; Vitales; Vitaceae. The record is from RefSeq and is a predicted model, not a curated record. The coding region runs from base 229 to 2424 and encodes 731 amino acids. The transcript has 10 exons.